AAUCCUCCUGCUCGUUCGCUCUCAUCCCUCUGACGCCUAGGUCUCCACUCCGUCCUCUUGUCCACAUCUCAGGUUUCGUCCAUCUCUCGGACACUAUCGUGUUUGGAGAUGUCGAUGGGGGACCGUGCCACCUCCAUUCAUGAGGAAUAUUUUCAGGAACGCGGGCCGACCGUCACAUUCAGCAACUUGCACUAUAGCAUCCAGGAGAGGAAGUUCUGCCGGAAGAGUGGUCCUGAAAAACACAUUCUUAAAGAUGUUAGCGGCAUCAUGAGACCAGGCAUGAAUGCCAUCAUGGGAGCCACCGGAAGUGGAAAAACAUCGCUCCUGGAUGUCAUUGCCGGCAGAAAAGAUCCAGCUGGACUGCGCCAAGGACAGGUCUUAGUCGAUGGCAAAGUUGUCACAUCUGAACUGAGGCUUAGCUCUGCUUAUGUGGUGCAGGAUGACAUUCUGAUGGGCACUCUAAGUGUGAAAGAGAACCUUCUGUUCAGUGCCAACCUGCGCCUCAACCCAAAGCAUCACUCCAAUACUGAGAAAAACAACCGAGUAAACGCAAUCAUUAAUGACCUGGGCCUCACAGACUGCGCUGAUACCAAGAUUGGCACAGAGUUCCUGCGUGGAGUGUCUGGUGGGGAGAGGAAGAGGUGCAGCAUCGGCAUGGAGCUCAUUACUUCUCCUUCACUGCUGUUCCUGGAUGAACCAACUACUGGACUGGACUCCAACACUGCAAACUGCAUCAUUGGUCUACUGCACAAGCUGGCCAGAAGAGGGAAGACUGUGAUCUUCUCCAUCCAUCAGCCGCGCUACUCCAUCUUCAAGCAGUUCGACCACCUGACACUAAUGCACAAAGGAGAGGUCGUGUAUGCUGGAGCUGCAGAUCGAGCCUUGGACUAUUUCACAAACCUCGGAUACCAGAUUGAAGCUUUCAACAACCCAGCUGACUUCUUCAUGGACAUCACUAAUGGAGAAACAACAUCAACAGAAGAGUUGCAGACUGGAGAGAAAAGUCUAAAACCCUUGUCCGAAAAGUACCGUCAGUCCCAGCUGUACAAGAACAUGAAGGAGGAGUUGGACCACAUCAAUAAAAGCACUGAAAAUAACGGCAUAAAUAAAGAGAAGGUCGGCUACGCCACUUCUUUUCUCUAUCAGAUGCGAGUGGUGUGCGGCAGGACAGUGAGGAACAUCAUCAGGAACCCACAGACCUCCUAUGCCCAGCUGGCUCUCCAAGUCUUUUUUGCCAUUCUGGUGGGCCUCAUUUACUACCAGAUGCCCAUGACACUGCCUGAGGCUUUGCAGAACAGGAGUGGAGCGUUUUUCUUCCUCAUCAUCAACAUGGUGUUUGGGAACCUUUCUGCUGUGGAGCUUUUCAUCAACGAAAGAGCAAUCUUCAUACAUGAGAACUCCAGUGGCUACUAUCGCACCUCCGUUUACUUCCUGUCCAAAAUCUUUGCUGAUCUUCUUCCUAACCGCAUCAUUCCAAUCCUUGUGUUUUCAGCAAUUGCCUACUAUAUGAUGGGUUUGAAGCCAGCUUUUGUAAACUUCAUCUGCUUCGCGCUGAUCAUGUCUCUGGUCAGUCUGGCAGGAUGUGGCCUCGCCUUCCUCGUUUCAGCCAGUGUGUCGACAUUUGCAAUGGCUAACGUCCUCAUAGCUCUGCCCUUCGUCUUCAUGAUGGUCUUUGGUGGAUAUCUUGUCAAUCUCAAUGCCAUGUUGGACUGGCUCUCUUGGCUUAAAUGGAUCAGCAUUUUCAGAUAUGGAUUAAAUGCUGCAUUCAUCAAUGAGAUGAAAGGACAAGUGUUCUACGAUAACACCACCAUCUUCCCAGGAGAGUUGUAUUUGGUGAGCAUGGGCCUGGACUACUCUGUUUGGGGCUUCUGGCAGAACAUCGUUGCUCUACUGGGAAUCAUCAUCAUCUGCAUGGUCUUGGCCUACGUGCAGCUGCGACGGGUCAACCGCUGGAAAUGAAGGACACUCUGCUUGCAUAGCCCAGCAUCAAUUUCUGCACUCUUUCACUUUAUUUUGACAAGUGAAACAAUAAUAUAAAGGAAAAAAAUGUGUUUAUAUUGGUAACGUUUUUUGAAAUUCUAAAAUCUUCCUGUUUGUUCAAAAGCACAUGUCUGACUGGCUGAUGCUCUUUCACUGGCGCACAUGCUGUAACAUUUGACCAGGCGAUAAGCUGUCACUAAGUGCUGUUGACUUUGCUUGAGUGAGCGUCUACCGAGGGGAAAGCCAGUGUCUAAGUCCUUACAAAGCUGCUUAUAGUGAGUGAGCUAACUUUGGCCGAUGGGUAAAAAAAAAUGUAAGCAAAUUCUACAUUCCACGGGUAUUCUCAGGAUAAAGUAAAAAAGAUGGCUCAUAAAAAAAUGUUGGAGUAAUUGCAGAAAUUGUAUUUAUUAUCUUGCCAGACAUUUAUUUUAGUAUUUCGAUUAUAAUAUUAACAAAUCUGCUAACCUUUAACCUUGGAGAACCCAUGGGGUCAAAUUUGGUCCUUGGUUUUUUACUCAGUUUUUUUAUUUCAUUUUUUUAUUUUUUGGCUGCUGUUAAUUGUUGCUACCCAGAAUGAAGAGAAAAAAGUCAAAUCACAUUUAAAGCCCAGAAGAAAAUAGCUCCAGGGUGAAAAAUGUUUAUCAUACUCUUUAAGUCAGAGUAUGAGUUGGACAUCUUGUGCAAAAUCAAUAACAUUAAAGCAAAGUGUUUUCAUUGGCA
Molecule: messenger RNA, 2700 nt
Organism: Oryzias melastigma (Indian medaka)
Lineage: Eukaryota; Metazoa; Chordata; Actinopteri; Beloniformes; Adrianichthyidae
Gene: abcg2b
Product: ATP-binding cassette, sub-family G (WHITE), member 2b
Exons: 15
Coding region: 109-1959 (616 amino acids)
Cellular component (GO): membrane
Molecular function (GO): ABC-type transporter activity; ATP binding; ATP hydrolysis activity
Source: RefSeq, a predicted model, not a curated record